AUGGAUAAAAGGAAGAAAAUUUCAGAAAAGUCAGAAACUCCAACACAAAUAGUUGAACCUCCUCCUAAUGCUCAAGCAGUGCCCAAGGGUGCAACUAAUGAGAUUCAUUAUUACAACGAUAGAGCUACUGGUCAAGAAAAGGCUGAAGCAUGGGAAAGGAUCAAUCGCGCUUUUAAAAAUAUGCGACAAAAGGUCCAUUUAGAAAAGAACUGA
Molecule: messenger RNA, 213 nt
Organism: Dovyalis caffra
Lineage: Eukaryota; Viridiplantae; Streptophyta; Magnoliopsida; Malpighiales; Salicaceae
Source: the annotation of a GenBank genome assembly